ACAGCUGAGCGCGCGCUCAGUCCGCGCGUGGAUGUCGACUUGCGAGCACGCCUCUCACCCAGCUGACGUGAACAAGCGAGCGGGGAGGGAGGACAUGCUCCGAGUGUGGGAGCCUGCGUGCUGGUAGCACUCCGCCCGGAGGCGCGGAAGGAAAAUAGUCCUCGCCCACCUUGACGACGCGACGGCGCGCGUUGCAUGUGGAACCGUUGAACGCCUCUUCGACCCGCUGUUUUUUAUUUCUUUAUUCGAAUGCCUCGCGCGUGGGGGCGCUCCGGCGGUGGGCAGGUGAUGACGACAGUGAGCGGCCUGCGCAUGCGCGCGAGAAGGCGCAGCGCCGGCGCGGACGGCUGUCAGUCGUUGUCAUGGCAACCCAAUCGCAGCGUGACGCGACGCACCGCUAGGAUCGCCAGGGAAGUGUACUCGGUGUGGUAUGGCCGCGUCGGAACGACCAGCUGCAUUCCAUCCGACAAGGUCCAGCAGCUGUUCAAUGACAUGCAACUGUUUCCAUCCAAGUCUCAAGUGUAUGAGAUGCUGCAGUGUGCCAAAGAAUGUGCCAACCGUAACUCGGCAGCUUACCUCACAUUUGGCGAGUUCUGCAUCUUUGCAACAGAGCUGAAAAGAUGUUAUGAGCGUGGCAUACCCCGUCCCGUGCAGCUGUCCAGACUACUAGAUAGAGAUGGGGAAGAAAAGAGACGGAGGAGUAGGAAAAUGUCAAAAGGCAUCCCCAAAUACGAAGUGUUCCUGGGUGGAUCGUGUAACCCUACAACAUGGAGGCAAGAUAUUGCCAUCCCCAUGUUGAAGAGUCUUGGCAUCACCUACUAUAACCCGCAGGUGGCUCACUGGGGUCCGGAACUGAUUGAACUGGAGUACCAGGCGAAACAGAAUGCGGCAGUCCUGUUCUUCGUGAUAGACAACCAGACGAGGAGUGUGGCCGGCAUGAUCGAGGCAGCUCACAUAUCUGGUCGCAGGCAGAAAUUGAUCCUCGUGAUCCACCCGUACCAGGGCCCAGGGCAGAAGAUCUGGGGCGAACCCAUCUCGCACGACGAGUACGAGGAUCUAAGCUUGGGCCAGAUGAUGCUCCAGGACUUGGUGGAGAGGCAGGGCAUCCCGGUGUUCGAGAGCAUCCCGGCCGCGCUCAACUGCACAGCCAAGGUGCUGCGGGAGAACAUCUCCAUCCACGACCUCAGCCUCAAGGACUUUGUGCAGCCCGUCAAGAUGGCGUACGUCCCUUUGGGGGACAAACUCAUAAAGCUCAGGGAAGCUUUUGAUGCACUUGACACAACAAAUUCAGGAGAGCUUUGUUUAGCGGAUGUUUGCAUGGCAUUCAGAAUCCUGACGAACAGGGACCUGUGCCUAGAAGAUUUGAGGAGUAUCGUGGUUGGUCAGACAGGCGUGCUCGGGAAGGACGUGCAGAGCAUCCCCUUGGAGCAGUUGCGUGUCAACUUUGACGAGUUCUGCGCCAUCGUGGCGGAGUUCAAGUGCUGCGAAAGUGAGGCUCGCAAACUGUGGGACUCGUUCAUAGCCAAAACCUCUCGCCUUUUCCAGGCCAUAGUGUCGCCCCUGACCAGGGUCCUAGAGUGGGCGCUGUCGCGGCCGCUGAGGAACCUGCCGGUGGGCACGCCGCCCAACAACCAGGGCAACUGUGUGCGGGACGUGUACCUGGGUGGCUGCACAGAGGCUACCACUUGGAGAGAGGAUGUUGCCAUUCCCAUGCUCAAGAAGAGUGGUCUGACGUUCUUCAACCCUCAACUGUGCCAGUGGAACAACCGACUGAUCCCCAUUGAGGCAGCGGCAAUGGACAACAGCUACGUUCUGCUGUUCGUCAUACCCAGCACAUCUCGGUCCCUUGCAGCUAUGACCCUGGCAGCUCACUACAUCGGCCUGGGCUGCAGUGUCGUGUUGUGCGUGCAGCUAUUGAGCGAGGACUCUGUCCUUGGCAAUGAAAAGUUGUCAAUGUUGGCUGUGAAAGAUUACAACAGAGGGCGCAUGUACCUGUCGGACCUGGCGAACCGGGAGGGCAUCCCUGUGUUUGAAGACGUGGCGGAGGCUGUUGAUUGUGUCAUUCAGAAGUGCAGCAGGCGAUAGCGACGGUUUGCCUCCUUAGCGCCAUUCAGAACUGAGCUGGUCUCGCUCACUACUUUACUCAUCACAGUGGAUUCAGAAUGCAAGAAGGGAGAGUUACUCUGGUUCAUGGAGCACUCGGCAUUUUAAUUUUGCUUGCGAUCGUUACUUAAAAACUAGUCUUAACUGCUAACCUCAAGUUCACUAACCUCGAGUACCUUAAACCUAAAAUAGUUGAGCAUUUCGGGGAGUGUUUCAUUCCGAUCCUCUUCCAUCUGCACACCUAUUUUGCUCACGAUAUCCUUUCCCUGCUCCUGGCUUCCUACACCGCAAGACACAUUCCUGGUGGCAGUAUGUUGAGCUCCGUGGGCCAAGAGUAUUGGACGUGCUAUAGUUUUUGAAGCAGCUACCUCAAGAGGACAGACUAAAUGCUUAUACAGUGGCAGGAAUUGUUCGCGGGACGACAGUGGCGUGCCCAGUCCGUCUCAACCCAUCCCACCCAAAACAAGGAAAUGGUUUCAGCACGCUAACCAUGCCAAGAUGUGCCCAUGUACCUGCGAAGCUUGGAGAACAUACAAGUACAGAAUUUUCCUCUCUUAAGAUUGCAGCUCUGUUAGAAUAUACCAGUAGGUUCUCUUAAAUGUUGUAUUUUAGAAUAUGCACCACUAUAGUUAAGUCUCCAUUCAGGAUUAAAGUUUUGUUAGAAUUAAAUUUUCUUUGUUAUUAAAGAAGAUUUAAAACUGCUGACUUUUAGCUGAAUGUACACAUUUUGCAUUUCAACAUAUAUUUACAGAAAUAAAAUAGGCUCACUUUUUAGAAUGGUAGUAUUUUGUAGUGAAAUGCAUGAUAACUUGAAUGGUCCUGUGCGAUUUAUGCCAAAGCUUGGCUGAAACCAGACACAUGAAUGUGAGGAUAGCAAUGUACCUGAUGACAAUGUGAAGUUUGAUGUGGGAUUUGUGGAUUCAGUUGGCAUAACAAGUACUUACAGACAUUGCAUUUAUAAAUGUAGUAUAUAUAGGAACUCUAUCUAGGUAAAUUUUGUGUGUACAUAAUAGCCAUUAGGAAUGAGUUGUGUGUCUUCUAUGUUAUGUUUCGAGUGCAAUUAUUUUAUCUGUUCUGUGUACAAAAUUAAGAGUUUUUAUGCAGCUCAGAAGUAUCAAUUGCAUCGUGUAUUGAAUGCUUGCUGGUAAUGCCAAAUUUGAGAGUAGGUUUUGAUUUUUUUCACUUCUUGCAUCACAUUUGUUAUAUUAAUGUUUUAUUGUGCACACAUUUUAAAAUCCAUUAAUAUUUUAGACUGUAUGUAUCCUUUAAAGAAAAUAUUCUCUUCAACUUGGCACCAACAACCAGUAGUUGAGGGGUUGUAUUUUAUAUUCGUAUGUAGUCUGAUUUUGAUUUUUUAACUUGUGUGUUCUCCUUACAGAUGUGCUUAAAAUGUUGAUAUUACGUAAUUUUUAUGUGGUUAUAUUAAUGUUCAGAUUUAAUUUUUGUUACUGUGAAAUCUUUUUUAUUACACUUGUGAACAAUUAAUGUUAUUAAAUGAAUGUAAUAUAGUGGCUGGUCUCACUAAUUUUUUUUAACUUGUGUAUUUAUUGAAGAAUGCCCAUUAAAAUUACUAAGUGAACCACUGCAUUAAAA
Messenger RNA from Bacillus rossius redtenbacheri, 3696 nucleotides. RefSeq lists its product as uncharacterized. Gene Ontology annotation, molecular function: calcium ion binding. The record is from RefSeq and is a predicted model, not a curated record. Gene Ontology annotation, cellular component: plasma membrane. Bases 250 to 2085 code for a protein of 611 amino acids. NCBI's taxonomy places the organism in Eukaryota, Metazoa, Arthropoda, Insecta, Phasmatodea, Bacillidae. The transcript has 14 exons.